UAAUGAUAUAUCUCUAGUCUAGACAUUAUUUGUCUACAAACGUUUUGUAUUGACUUGGCCAUCUCAUUCCAACAAGAUACAACUCAUCACUCCAAACAUUCAACUUCCAUAUAAACCAUUCCCUUCCGAUCUCACUUUCCAAAUCACUCUUCACACUUUAACUAAGCAAACCAAUAAUGGCUACCACUCGUCUAACUCUAGCUCCUCUCCUCCUCAUCGCAGCCGUACUACUCGCAACCAAGGCAACGGCUCAGCCGGCAGCCCCCGCUCCAGAGCCUGCUGGUCCCAUCAACCUCACUGCGAUCCUCGAAAAAGGUGGUCAAUUCACUACUUUCAUCCAUCUUCUAAACAUCACUCAAGUCGGUAGUCAAGUGAACAUUCAAGUCAAUAGUUCAUCCGAAGGUAUGACGGUGUUCGCACCAACAGACAAUGCUUUUCAAAACCUUAAACCCGGAACCCUAAACCAGUUAAGCCCUGACGAUCAAGUUAAACUCAUUCUCUACCACGUUAGCCCCAAAUAUUACAGUAUGGAUGAUCUCCUCUCCGUGAGUAACCCGGUUAGGACUCAAGCUUCUGGCCGAGACAACGGUGUUUACGGGCUUAACUUCACCGGCCAAACAAACCAAAUCAAUGUCUCUACUGGUUAUGUGGAGACACGUAUUAGCAAUUCGUUGAGGCAACAACGUCCUCUCGCAGUUUAUGUUGUCGACAUGGUUUUGUUGCCCGGUGAGAUGUUCGGAGAGCACAAGCUUUCGCCGAUUGCUCCUGCCCCUAAAUCUAAAUCCGGUGGGGUUACCGAUGACUCCGGCUCCACUAAGAAGGCAGCGUCACCGUCGGAUAAGUCAGGCUCCGGUGAGAAGAAAGUCGGACUAGGGUUUGGUCUUGGACUUAUUGUCUUAUGUUUGAAAUUUCUCUUUUGAAAAUUUAAUAGCAAAGAUUUGUUUUGCUUUCUAUUGAUUUUAUCCUGCGAUGUGAGGUAUAAAUAUGAAAUUUGUUGAUUAAGUUCCGUGAAAUAAAAUGUGAGAUUUUUAAUAACAUACGUCGUCUAUAGUUGUCAAUUGUGCCUGUCGAAGUGGAUAACUCUUUUCUUGGCGAACCCAAAACAACAAAUUUGUGAUGUGAACAAAAUAUUUUGUUAACUUAAUUACUAAAGUACGUAUACAA
Messenger RNA from Arabidopsis thaliana (thale cress), 1164 nucleotides. RefSeq names its product FASCICLIN-like arabinoogalactan 9 (gene FLA9). Gene Ontology annotation, cellular component: membrane; plasma membrane. The transcript has a single exon. The record is from RefSeq and is marked reviewed. The coding region runs from base 177 to 920 and encodes 247 amino acids. NCBI's taxonomy places the organism in Eukaryota, Viridiplantae, Streptophyta, Magnoliopsida, Brassicales, Brassicaceae.